Messenger RNA from Branchiostoma floridae (Florida lancelet), 1692 nucleotides. RefSeq names its product cytochrome P450 7B1-like. Gene Ontology annotation, biological process: bile acid biosynthetic process; cholesterol homeostasis. Gene Ontology annotation, molecular function: heme binding; iron ion binding; oxidoreductase activity, acting on paired donors, with incorporation or reduction of molecular oxygen. The record is from RefSeq and is a predicted model, not a curated record. The transcript has 10 exons. The coding region runs from base 30 to 1523 and encodes 497 amino acids. Lineage: Eukaryota; Metazoa; Chordata; Leptocardii; Amphioxiformes; Branchiostomatidae.
GACUGGCUUGCCUGCCGAACUGCAGCAAGAUGGUGACAGAACUGCUGGGCGUUUGUCUGGCCGUAGUCUUAGUCUUCGUGCUUCUACAGGUCACAACAAGGCGUAGGAGACCUGGUGAGCCGCCAUUGGAGCCAGGCCCUCUUCCGUACCUGGGGGUCGCCCUGGAGUUUUCCAGAAACCCCCUGGGUUUCAUUACUUCCCGCUGGAAGAAAUAUGGAGACGUGUUCACCGUGCGACUGGCCGGCCACUACACCACCUUCGUCCUGGACCCGCACUCAUUCACUCACGCCAUCCGGAACAGCAAGGUUCUGGACUUCCGCGUGUUUUCGUCCAAGAUAGCCCAUCGCGCUUUCGGCAUGCCGAUAGUCUACGGUACCCACCGCGAUUGGGUCCGAGCCGACAGUGAUGCGCUGUAUCCAAAGGAGUUACAGGGGCAGGGACUGGAAAAGGUCACAGAGGUGAUGAUGACCAAUCUUCAGUCCGCCAUGUUAGCCGCUACAGAUGUCAAGGCAGAGUGGAACAAAGGAGAGCUGUGGUCCUUUGUCUACAGAAUCAUGUUUAGCGCAUCUUACAAGACUCUGUUUGGGAGACACAAAGAAGAUGAAGAAGAGACAGCACGGCUGCUCCACGCCAUGGAGGAGUUCCAGAAGUACGACAAGAGGUUCCCAGAGAUCAUCUCCAACGUACCGUGGUGCCUCAUGGGACAAACCAAGAAGCGAUACGAAUAUCUGAAGUCCAUGGUGUCCCCGACUGAGCUCUCUCAACGCGGCGUCUCUGAUUUCAUCCGAAUGAGACAGGAGAUCUACGCCGACGGAAAUCUGUCUCCUGACGAAAUGACGGGGUUCAACUUUGCAACUAUGUGGGCUUCUUUGAGUAACACCGUCCCUGCCGCCUUCUGGACUUUGUUCUACCUCCUGAAGGAUCCUGUCGCCAUGGAUGCCGUCAGGGCAGAAGUGGACCAGAUUUUGAAGGAGACCGGACAGAGUUUGGAAACAGUGAAGGAAGCCGGUAAGAUGAUCCACGUGACGAGAGAGCAGCUGAACGACAUGAAAUGCCUCGGCAGCGCCAUCAACGAGGCAUUGCGCAUGUGCAGUGCUUCUAUCAUCAUCCGUGUUGCCACCGAAGAUGCAGAACUGGCCUUGGAAUCCGGCAGUACCUUUCGUGUCCGCAAGGGCGACAGGGUGGCGCUGUAUCCAGGGUUUCUGCACAUGGACCCAGAGGUCUUCGACGACCCUGAGACCUUCAAGUAUGACCGCUUCCUAGAGAACGGAAUGGAGAAGACCACCUUCUACAAGAAUGGCCGGAAGCUGCGCCACUACCUCCUGCCCUUCGGCCAUGGCGUCAGCAUGUGCCCCGGCCGUUUCUUUGCCCUGAACGAGAUCAAGCAGUUCGUCACCAUAGUAGUCUGUUACUUCAACAUGGAGCUCAUGGAGAAACAGACUCCCCCAAAGGACCAGUCACGUGCUGGACUGGGGACUUUGGCUCCGCUGAAGGAGUGUCUGUUCCGCUACAGUCUCAAAUAGGUCUCCCACUCUCUCAAUGUGUAUUCAAUAUUAAUGGCCGACCAAAAAAAAUUCAAAUGAAAGCGUAUCACUUUAUCACUUUUCCACAUAUUCCUCACUGUCUCUUUCUCCCUCUGUACCUGUCUCUCUCCCCGGCUCCAUCUCUCCCCGGCUCCAUCUCUCUCUCUCU